UGAUCUAAUUCGAAAAGCAUUCCAAAUGGAAUUCAAUGUAAAAAAAUUGCUUCAUAAUGUGCAAUGGCUCCUGUCCAUACUGCCACCAGAUAAAAACAACACUAAACUUGUUUACUUGGAAAAGUUUAUAAAGACUAAAGAAUGCAACACUGAAGAAGUGAAACUUUUAAUGGAGUGCUUAAGUGAACUUUUGCUUGAUGAAACCUUCAUAGAAUCCAUUGCAAUAUCCUUUGAAGAUUGCUUGCUACUUUUAGUCUCCAAUACGUUUGGUGGUAACGUUGAAGAUACAGUGAACGUUAAUAAUUUUGCAGAAUAUCAAAGGAAAUCUUUAGCUCUUGCGAAGCUGAUGCAUCUUUCCAACGAUGUGAAGCAAUAUGCCUUGAAAUACUUUCUUAACAAGCCACCACCGUUUUCAUCUGCUGCGGAUUUGAAUCAAUCUUUGCCCAAUAAAAAGUCCAGACCUUUGCCGAUUAAACCUACAUCCUUCGAUAUUGUUAAAUGUUGUUAUCGGUUGUUGAAAGCAGAUAUCGAUUACUUUAAAAAUUUAUGGAAUUGGUCAGAGUUUGUGGACAAACAUUUAACUGAGAAGUUUUUCAGUAAAAAAGGAAACCUUCAAGACGUAUAUAUCAACCAUAUUUUAGCGUUUUUAUGCGGUAUGAAUUCUAUGCAACUGCGACAAUUGAAUCUUCGUAUAGCUGUAAAAUAUUUAAUUGAAUUCGAAGAACAUAACAAGCUAACUUUGAAAAAUUGGAGUUACAAAGAAUCUGGACAUGAUACGAUAACUUUGCCUUUACAGAGUAGCUUUGUUUGCAACGUCGAAGGCGUGCUUUUAUCCGUAUUCAACAAAGAAAACUAUGAUUACUACGAUAAUUUUCAGGACAGCAUGGUUAAAGUUGAUUCCACAAAAGCAAAUUUACGUAGCAUAGCUUUGGGAGUCGCCAAUAGUAAGGCUAUUUGCUUAUCAGGACCUGUUGGAUGUGGCAAAACAACGCUUGUUGAAUACUUGGCACGUAAAACAGGAAGAUUGACUCCAAAAAUUAUUGACGUUGAAGAAAAUGAUGAAGAAAAUACUUUUGAUGAAAAAAUUGACGUAAAAGAACUGGAAAUAAUCAAAGCAGGAUUUAAACGUAAAUCGUUAAACUUAUCGAAGGGCACGCACUCACAAGAUAGGAUUUCUAAACGAUCGGGGGAAAAUGGAUUCUUACGUAUCCAACUAGGAGAUCAGACCGAUUGCAAAAUGCUAUUAGGUCAAUAUCACUGUACAGAUGUGCCGGGAGAAUUCGUAUGGUUGCCAGGAGUAUUAACGCAGGCAGUUAUGAAUGGCUAUUGGUUGCUUUUGGAAGAUCUGGAUUCUGCUACUCAAGACACUUAUACGGUUUUAAGCAGCUUAUUGGAAAAUAAAUGCCUUAGUGUCCCGGGAUUUUCUGAUUGCGUCAAAAUAGCUCCGGGUUUUCAACUCUUUGUAACGGUCAGAACUCUGAAGUCAUCCUCUUCAAAUACUGCCCAAAAAGCUUUACUCUCGUUCUUGGAAAAGUAUCUCUAUACUAUUAAUAUAUUGCCUUUAUCACGCAAUGAAUUGUGUAAAGUUGUUGCCUCCAAUUACCCGAAAUUAAGUACAAUCGCAAACCGCAUCGUAGAUGUAUUUCUUAUUUUUUCCAGCGGCGAUCACAGUGUAGCCGACAAUUUACGUCAACAAGAAGCGAAUGACAAAGCGGAUACCACCGACCAUUACUUACAGUUGCCCUACGAUGAAAUAUCCAUAUCCUCAAUUUCUAGUUCGGGCCGUAUGGUAUCCACACGCGAUCUGAUUAAAUUAUGCCAGAGAUCGAAUCCCACUUUUUCGGUGACUAGUACUGAGUGUGCGUAUUUUGUCUUCCAGAAUGCUGUAGAUGUAUUUUGCUCAUAUAUACCGCAAAGUCGGGAGAAAGCAAAACUUAUAACAGCUAUUGGUGCCAAACUAGGUAUAAUACAAUCACGCUGUGAGCAUUUGGCGAAUGAAUAUAAGCCAGAAAUAAAAUUGAGUAAGGAAUACAUUAAAGUAGGCAGAGCUGAAUUACAAACCCGUAAAGGAGUUGUUGACAUCGUCGACGAUGACACGUCUGUAUCCGAACGUUUAGAAAAUCAAGCUUUUAAACGUAUGAAACUUAUGAAUAGCAGAGCAAAGGAUUUAGGUAAAGCCGAUAAAAAGACUUCAAGUACUUUUUCGUUUACUCGUUUGGCUUCAUGCAUGCUGGAACGUAUAGCCGUUUGCGUGCAGCAAGUUGAGCCUGUAUUGCUUGUGGGUGAAACAGGCGUAGGGAAAACGUCUUCCGUCCAAUAUUUAGCUGAGCGCACCAAACACAAGCUGAUGGUGGUUAACAUGAACAAUCAGUCCGAUGUCUCUGACUUGAUAGGCGGCUUUAAGCCAGUGGAUCUCUCCUAUGUUGUAUUGCCAUUGCGUUCAGAAUUUGAGUUUUUGUUUCGUCACACUUUUAAUGCGACUAAAAAUGAAUCAUUUCUUACCAAAUUUAGUAUAUGUUACAAUCAAGGUAACUUUCCAGUGAUCGUCAAACUAAUGUUGAAAAUUGUCAAUUCGGUGUUUGAAAAAGCUGAACGUAAUGAAUUGCGGGAUAAAGAUCUGAAGCUGAUUCCACGUUGGCGUUGCUUAAAAAUCAAAUUGCAAAAGCUUUGCAAUCAAUUAAACAAAUCUAUAAAUAUAUCUUUCGCAUUCAUCCCAGGCUCGCUAGUGAAUUGCAUUAAAUUCGGUGAUUGGGUGUUACUUGACGAAAUUAACUUAGCUUCAGCCGAGACUUUGGAAUGUUUAUCCACCAUUUUAGAACCCGAUGGUUCGGUAGUAUUGUUGGAAAAAGGCGAUUUUACUCCAGUGAAACGUCAUCCCGAUUUUCGUAUAUUUGCUUGCAUGAAUCCAAACACGGAUGUGGGGAAAAAGGAUUUGCCAGUAGGUAUUCGUAAUCGUUUCACGGAAUUUUAUGUCGAUGAGAUAACUUCAGAAGCAGAUCUUCGCUUACUGGUUUCGGAUUAUCUUAGGGCUACUGGCAUUCAGAAGAUUCAAACUAUUACAAAUAUUGUGAAGUUAUACAUAAAACUAAAGCAAUUAGCUCAAUUAGAACUAAACGAUGGUCUUGGCAACCGGCCAGUGUAUUCUUUGCGUACUCUUUGCCGUUCGCUAAAUAUUUGUGCACGUAAUUUAUGCGGCUCGAUAGAGCGCAAUCUGUACGAAUCACUCAGUUUAAGUUUCCUUACUCAACUGGAUUCGAACUCGCACAAUACGGUGCUACAGUUAAUUCAGACAAGAAUGUUAAGUGACACGAAAGCUAUACUCAAACAACAAAUACCUAAGCCAAGCGAUAGUUGCCUUAACUUCGAAGGCUAUUGGAUAGAAAAGGGCCCCAAAGAAUUACAAGAAUGCAGUAACUACAUCUUAACAGAAAGCGUACGGAAUAACCUUAAGGACCUAACUCGUAUUAUUUCCAUAGGCAAGUUUCCGGUCCUUUUACAAGGUCCAACCUCCGCAGGUAAGACGAGCUUAAUUGAGUAUGUAGCCAAACGUAGCGGUAAUUAUUGCUUACGUAUCAACAAUCAUGAACACACCGACCUACAGGAAUAUAUAGGUACUUAUACAGCUGAUACGACGGGAAAGUUAACAUUCAAAGAGGGCGUAUUGGUUCAGGCAAUGCGUCAAGGGUAUUGGAUUAUUUUGGAUGAAUUGAAUCUUGCUUCCACGGAAAUCUUAGAAGCUCUUAAUCGAGUCCUCGAUGAUAAUCGUGAGUUAUUUAUACCAGAGACACAAACAAUAGUAAAAGCUCAUCCGAACUUUAUGUUAUUUGCUACCCAAAAUCCUCCCGGUUUAUAUGGUGGACGUAAGGUUUUAUCAAGGGCAUUUAAGAAUCGUUUUAUUGAACUGCACUUUUCCGAAAUUCCGCGUGCGGAAUUAGAAGUAAUUUUAGAGAAACGUUGCCUAAUACCAGCUUCGUAUGCUCGUAAAAUGGUAGCUUGCAUGGCUGAUUUGCAAAAAAAUCGCAAAACUACAUCGAAAAAUAUCUUUACAUUGAGAGAUCUCUUUCGUUGGGGUAAUCGUUAUACAUGGGCGGAUAAGAAACUCUUAGAGGAUCCAAAGUACGAUUGGAAUCAACAUUUAAUAGAGGAAGGAUAUUUAGUAUUGUCGUCGAAAGUGCGCAGCGAUUUGGAAUUGCAGAUUAUCGCAGAAGCGCUUUACAACAAUUUUAAAAAACGGAUCGUACUUUCGAAAUUAUUUAAUAUCGAUUCAGAUUUGAAAGAAGAAUCGGCUGUAACAAGAGAUAUUAUCCGAGAACUAAGAAAUUAUAGAGAUCGUGCCGAUAUAGUAUGGACUCGGAAUAUGACUCGUAUGGCUGUUUUAACCGCUAAAGCAUUACAAUUCAAUGAACCGGUAUUACUUGUCGGUCCUACAGGUUGUGGUAAGACCACGGUCUGUCAGUUGUUAGCAAAAAUUCACAAUGUCAAAUUACGCAUACUCAACUGUCACAUGCAUACGGAAGGUGCUGACUUUUUAGGGGGGCUGAGACCCUGCCGUCAAAACGAUAAUGACGCUAAUGACACAGCAUCCAGCAAACUUUUCGAAUGGUCUGACGGUCCUUUAAUACAUGCUAUGCUGGAAGGUUCCUAUUUUAUGGCAGAUGAAAUAUCUUUGGCCGAAGAUUCGGUGUUGGAGCGUUUAAAUUGUGUUUUAGAGCUUGAGAGAACCGUAUUGUUGGCAGAGAAAGGAGGAAUAACAACUAGCGAAAGUACAGACGAGAAAAUUUGCCAAGAGUUUGUGAUACAAGCUCGGGAUGGCUUUCAAUUUCUAGCUACUAUGAAUCCUGGUGGAGAUUUUGGGAAAAAGGAGCUUUCGCCAGCCUUAAGAAAUCGUUUCACUGAAAUCUGGUGUCAACCAUCAGAUACAAAAGAAGAUCUGAUACAGAUCGCCAACAAUUGCAUGCAACAACACUUACUGACGAUAGAAGAGAAAAACGAGGCUUUGACAAUGGCCCAAUAUAUAGUGGAAAUAGUCUUGUUUAUUCGGCAAAAAGUGGAAAAGUUUAAGUUCUCUAUACGAGAUAUCUUAGCUUGGGCUAACUAUAUCGUCAAUAAUAAUCAAUUAAGCUUUGGCGAGAAAGCAUUUUUUGGCCUAGAAACCAUAUUUUUGGACGCUCUAGAAAUGUUGUCAUUUGAAAGCUUAAAGAAAAUAGACGAGCUAAGGUCUCAAAUUAUAAACGAAGCAUUAAACCAAGCCGCCAAAAUAUUAAAAAAACACGUAACACUAGAAGAUUUGCUUGAGAAGAAAGGCAACCACGUAGAAUAUGUAUCGCAUCAAAAAUUCGGGAUAAAACCUUUCUUCAUACCAGUGAAUACACUUUCCAGCGUAAAGGCAGACGAACACUUUUUAUUUGAUGCUCCUACCACUAAGAAAAAUUUAUUUCGUCUACUUUCUGCCUUAACGCUGAAAAAACCUAUUUUAUUGGAAGGACCACCCGGUGUGGGUAAAACGUCUAUUGUAGAAAGUAUUGCUCAAGCAAUAGGCUUUCAAAUCGUGCGCAUUAAUUUAUGCGAACACACCGAUCUGGCCGAUCUUUUUGGUACCGAUUUGCCUGCAGAAGAUAAUAUUUUAUAUGCAGCUAAAGAUCAAGAAAGCGAAGUCGUACAAAUGGGUUCCUUUGUCUGGCGCGACGGACCUUUACUAGCUGCUUUAAAAUCAAAAAACACUUGGAUUUUAUUGGAUGAAUUAAACUUGGCUCCGCAAUCCGUUCUGGAAGGUCUAAAUGCCAUUUUGGACCACCGUGGCGAGGUCUACUUACCUGAACUUAACAAAACUUUCAUUUUACCAGAACAAACUCGUAUAUUUGCUUGUCAAAAUCCCCUAAAACAAGGCGGAGGGCGUAAGGGAUUACCACAAUCAUUUUUGAAUCGUUUCACUAAAGUUUAUUUAAGGAAAUUAACUUCAGAAGAUCUAUUGCAUGUAAUUAAUCAGAGAUAUGCGUCUUCGUUUCUGGACUUAAAACAGCGAUUUAUUCAAUCAAUCUCACAGGCAAACAAUCUAGAAAAUUGCAAUCUUUUCGAUGCCUAUGAUGCUUUGAAGAAUAAUCAACUGUUGACAAAUUUGGAUUCCUCUGAUCUUACUCUGACAUUUGACUUAGCAUUAAAAAUGGUUCGUUUCUCUGAAUUGCUCGAUCGUGGUCUUUUAGCCAUGGAAUUCGGUUAUAAAGGCGGACCUUACGAGAUAAAUUUACGUGAUAUCUUACGUUGGUGUGAUUUGCUGAUACAUCCUCAAACUUGUUACUGUCCGCAGCCAGGAAAGACAUUCGUAGAGUGUUUUGAUGAAUUCCUGUUAACGGUUUACGAACGCAUGAAAUUGGUUUACUAUCAACGUAUGCGUUGCGCUGCAGAUAAGGCAUUUAUACGUAAUGCUUUUGCCCAAGUCUUUAAAUGCGAUGUUGAUCAUUUGAAUUCUCAGUCAGAGGAUGUGGCUUUGUACUGGACAUCUCAAAAAAUCUACUUAAACGAUAUCGUAAUAUCACGGGAGAGUGCAAACAAAACACAAUCGUUACAUUCAUUGCAAGGAAAGCAGUUUUCGCCUUUAUUAUUGACAUCACAACGUGAAGUUUUAAAAAAUAUCAUCGAAUGUGUUCACAUGGAGAAGCCAGUACUUGUAUGUGGCCCGACAGACGCUGGCAAAACAAAAGUUAUCGAUGUCUUGUGUACCCUAACAAAUCAAGUGUGCAACACAGAUGCUAUAGAUGAUUCCGUAACGGGAAGUUUCCAACAGAUUGACUUGAAUCGCCAUUUGGAAGAAAUUUCCAAACAAGUGGAGCAAAUUUAUCUAAGAUGCGUCCAAAAUUCUUUACUAAAUGGAAAAGACGAAUGUAAAAAAACUUUUACACAAUUAUUGAAUUCGUGGAGUUCAUAUAAUCGCACAACUUCAACUAAAUGUAAUUUUCGCGACACUGCCAUCUCUGAAGAGUUAUCCAUUUUCCGCGAACGUCUUAAAAAAAUGCAAAGUCUUAUAGGAAUUCUAUUUGGAUAUAAUUCAGACAAUAAAACUGCUUUACAAAUUCUCUGCGAAGAAGAGAAGAAAGUCGAUUUACUUGGUAGAUAUUUGGAAAAUGCCAAUAGCCUCAACACAGGCGGUCACUUUGAGUGGGUGGAUUCAAAAAUAGUAAAAUCACUGAAAUAUGGUCAGCACUUGGCUUUAGAACAUGUUAACUUGUGUUCGUCGGCCGUUUUAGAUCGUUUAAAUCCCGUUUUUGAACCAAAAGGCAAAUUAUUAAUAUCCGAGAAAGGUGUUAACGCUCGCAGCGAAUCAGCGGAAGUGGUAAAAAAAGGCAAAAACUUUCGUGCUUUCCUUACCAUAGAUCCUAAAAAUGGUGAACUUUCACGGGCUAUGCGUAACCGAUGCAUUGAAUUAUCUUUAAAUAGAGAAACAUACGAUUUAGAUGAUAAACGUAUGAUUGUUUACGCUCAGGGAGUAUCCGAUAUCAAAGCAAUAAACACUGUGAUAGCGAUACAUGAGAGCAUUGCCAAGUUAACGGAAAUUAACAAUUAUAGCGUUUCACAUCUUACUAAAAUGGCGUUUUUGACAGCAGCGUAUCAUCACAUCGGUUACGAUUUGGAAAGAGCUAUUUAUGUUAGUGCUAUGGAAGUAUAUGUGUAUUCAGCUAAUACGGACUUAAUCGGAUAUGGUUUAGUUUAUUAUCAGCAACAAUUACGCGAUAUUGUUUUAAGAGAAUCACAAAAAUAUGGAUCAUUAUCUAAGCAAUAUCAAGAAGACUAUCUGCGAUAUGUGACGCUAUAUAGCGAAGGCUUAAGUGAAGCCGAAAUGGUUAAUUUGCAGAUUCUCCCAUUGAAAAUCGCUUUGCAGAAUGGACCUCAACAAUACGGAGACACUUUAAAAGAGAUAUUCGGAAAUUUUGCAAAAAUCCAUUUUGGUGAUCUAAAAUAUGAGAAUUUGCUAAGAUAUUUGGUGUUUAUGGUGUAUCAGGCGAGUACUUUUGCAGAUCUCGAAUGGCGUUACUUGCAAUUAGAGAAUCUUUUCACCCAUCACAACAUCGUUGAUUUGCAAAAGUUAUCGGAAAAUAUGUAUAAAACCGUGCGAGAAUUUAAAAAUGAUUUUUCAAACUUAAAUUCAGAAUUACCUUGGAACACUAAACUUUAUCCACGUCUAAGAGAUUACCGAUAUAUCGAUUUGAAGGGCGUAGAAGGGAAGGUUUCGAAUGUUUUGUCAGCGUUAUUAAUGAAUCUGAUAUUACAAGAUAUACCCGAACUGCCUGUAAGAAAGCUUUAUCAACUUGAUGUUUUAACAUAUUCGCAAGCGAUAUCGAAAAGUUCUCUCAUCGAUAAAUUUAAUAAUACUUUCUUGCAGUAUUAUAGUGUUUUUCUGAAAACUUUCGAGCAAUCAUUAAAAACACAUUUGAAAAAUGCUCAUCUACCUACGAGCGACUUGAUACAAUUGCUACCAGCUCUUUUAUGGUUCAAUCGUAUUUUACUUUUAUCCAAAGAACAAAUAUUCGUUAAUAAGGAAUUAAACAUUGAUUUGAUGCAUAAACUUUUAUUACACUUUAAUUGGCUGCAGAAGCGUUUAUUGAAAUUUCUUUUGCCCUUAAUAUGCAUCAGCAAUCCCGAUGAUUCAGCAUUUAUGGAUAAUUUGCAAAAUCUAAACGACUAUGCUUCAAAUAUUAAACAACCAUUAAAUAUGAUCAAAAAAUUGUACACAAAACAAAUAAUGCAAUUUUCAGCGUUUUAUCAAGAGGAACAGGUUACUUCGUUUUUAAUGGCUGAACAAAUGGAUCAAUUGUUAAGCGUUAUACCUAUGUACGGCAGCUUUACUGCUAAGGAUAUUUUGAGAAAAUUUAUUAUGCAAAAAUCAUCGAAAACUGAAAAACUUCGCAAUAUGUUUGCGGAAAAUAUAUCGUACGUGGAAUUGAAUCUAAAGGAAAUUGAGUUAUGUGAUAAGAAAGAUCAAAAAAUACCGUCGGACUUAAAAAGGCAAUUAAAAGACUUGAUUGGAGAUUUUAAUGCUGCCCUGGAUAAUGAAAAAGUGGUGGCAAUUCCGAAUAACUUGAGAUUCAUAGAAGCUGAACUAUUGGACUUGGCUAGAGAACUCGAUCAAGAAGAAAUGAUAAAUGAUAUGGAAAGUGAAAUUGUAGGACCUAAAGAAAUUGAAUUGCAAACGACAUCUCUAAGGGAAUAUUUUUUAACUAAAUUUUGUCUAUAUAACGCAAUCCAGGAACCAAACCAAUCGACAGACUAUGGACAGCUUAAUCAUAUGUAUUGUGAAGAGUUAAGCACACUUGAUAAUAAAUUAUGGAAAUUAUUACGAAUCAUGAAUGCUAAGAGUUAUAUGAUAUAUAGGAAAAUAUGGGCUCUCAUAUGCUGCCAUUUAGAAAUUGUAAAUACUUUUGAAGAGAUGGGAGAUAUGUUGGAAUAUUUAAAUGGUCACUAUCGUCAACUUAAUGCCCUAAAUCGUUUAAUAGUUGAUAAUAUUCAAAAUCUACAAAUCAAAAAUUUAGCCUUAAGAUCAAGUUGCUUGCAAGCCCUAAGAAAUGAAGAAGAUAUGAACAGUUUAUCCCACUAUGAGGGUCCAGCUCUUAUCAACACCGUUUGCUGUACAUUAUAUCAAAGUGACAAUCAAUUUAAGAUUGUACCUUUAGAUGAUUUGGAGCUUUGGAAAGCUCAGCUAGAACAAAUACGCGACUUGUUAUGGUUGAACAACGCAGUCAUGUCUUCCAGAUUUAACCUGGCUCUUAAUAAUUAUAAAAUCUCUCGAGAAAAUGCUAAACGUUUAUUAAACGAAAUAAAUUAUAUCAGGUCUUUAAGUGCAUAUUCGGAAAAUGAAAAUUCCAGCGACUUUAGUAAAGGUUUUGAAAUAUUGAUAAAUAAAUUGGCCGUGAUAUUAGAGAGAGCAGGCAAAGAAGUUACAAAUUCUGAUCAACACGAAUCCCUACAAUACCAAUCUGUGCUCUAUGAAACCGCCAUAAUAAAUGCUUUAAUUGGUGCAAUAGAAUUAAAUGUUUUCACUUAUAUACCACUUAUCGAUCCGGUGGAGAAAAAUCAUCUGAAAACUUUAUACAAUCAAGAAGACAUCGAUAGCUUGAGUACUUUAAAGUCUUGCUUUGAUUUUCUGAGAAUUAUAAUGAAAUAUAAACGUUUGGGUAAGGAAUACUAUCAGGCUUUAGAACAACAGUUAGACAACUUGCAGCUUAAGAAAGUAAAAUUACAAGAAAAGAUGGCCAAACGUUCGAAGAAAUCCCUCUACAGUCUGUUAGUCAAAGAUGCAAAGCAUUACCUAAAAACGAACUGUGAUCCUGUAAUUCUGUUCAACUUAUUGGAAAACAUACAAAGUUGCUGUAAAGAUUUAAACGAUUCAGUAGCCGGACCGAAAUCCAUAGAUAUGUGCUUUGAGUUACAACAUAAAAUUGAUAUUUGGUUGACUAACUCGCAGAGUUUCCUCCAGCACACCUUAAAACCGUAUUCAGGUUAUUACGAAGAUUUCCUGAAACCAUUACAAUGCGCGGUCGAACAGUUAAGUUUCGCUUUUAAUGGUCUAAAUACAAUCUUGACACAACUUAAAAGCGGAUUUAUAGAAGAGACAAGUAAAUCUUACACCAAUAUUAACAAUGAAGGACAAAUUAAUCGAAUUUUGGAAAAUAUUGCAGAGUAUCCUAGAGUUCAUCGUUUGUUAGUACAAGAGAAUAGUUGUCCCUUAUACCGGGCAUUGCAUAAACUACCGGAAGGAGAUAAAGAUUAUUUUCUUUUACUGAAAGUGAAGCUAAAAGAAAUUCAAAGCCUUAUGCAUAUCGAGGGAAAAAUCAAUCAAAAUCAUUAUCGAGAUCUGGACUGUGCCUUUAGCAUAAUCAAUAAAGUAUGGCAAAAGGAAGAGGUACACCGACGUGAACGGAAAGCGGAGGAAGAAAGUUUAUACAUUAAUAAAACGAAAUGCGUGGAAGAUAAUCCAGAUUUGAAAGAAUUACAAGAAUUGGAGGAAAUCUUUCCCACCUCAGUAAAUAGUGAUUUCGGUGAUUACUUGCAAGAAAAUUCAUUGGAAAUGAUUUUGAAAUUAGAUAAACAAGCAUUGAAAACAACUCAGCAUUCGACUUUAAUUAAGGAAGAGGAUUAUUCUUUCAUAGCUAAGCUAUUCAUGGAAAUCUAUCGACAAUACCCAACGUUCUAUCAUCAAUCCCGUUAUAAUAAUGCCUGCAAGCAAACGCGGAAAUUCGUACUUAUGUUUAAAGAAAGCAUGCAAGUCUUUUUAAGGCUUUACCAGCACUACCGUUCGUCUCUUAAUGAAUGGUUAGAUGAGCAAUCAUUUAACUCAUUAGCAUUUUCGGUAGCCUUACAACAAGAAAACUUAGAAGCAUUCUCUAUCGAUGAUACAUCAACAAAAUCCUACAAUUUUUAUAAGGAUUCCAACAUUCAAGAAAUAGUCAAUUGUACCGAAAUUUUAUAUAGAAUUGAAGAGCGUGUUGCCGAGCAACUGAAACUAUAUCCUGAGCAUGCCGCUUUAUUAGAUAUUGGGAAAAUCAUUAAACGAAUACGUCAACUACCCUCCAAUGCUCCCGUGAUACGUUUUAAUACCGGUUUCCAAUUGUUAAGACAAAAGGUUAGCCAAUGGAAUGAAGUUGCCCAUAAAAAUAAUAAUUUGAAAGAGGAAGAAGUUAAACUGGCCGAAUAUGUGCAAAAUUGGACACGUUUGGAAUUGCAAUUCUGGCGCAAUUGUUUACAACAGACUUAUGAAAAUGUCGAAUCUCAAGCUUAUAAGUAUUGGUUUUUCAUCUAUCAUUUGCUCCAAGAAUAUCUAGAAAAUCAUUCAAUCAGCUCGAGUUUAAAAGAUAUGAAAUACUGUGAGAAACGUUUCGUGCAACAAGAAGCCGUAGAGUCAUCCGAAUUGGGAGAGAAAACCAAAAUUCAAUUGCCUGAAGUGAUCAACAUACUUAGGCAAUUUUUAGAAUCUGCCACAUAUGGAGACUUUCAUGUACGCUUGGAGCUAAUGAAAGCUUUUGAAUUUUACUUGAAUCACUGCCAGGAAGGCAAGCAGGUAGAGGAAAGAAAUCGAUUGGAGCAAUUGAUAGCCGGUUUACAUAAUUUGCAAAUAUAUUUUCAACAAUUUCUUAACGAAAUCGUAGAAUGGAAUAAAAGUGUGAAAGGUCCCAUAGAAAAGAAAUUGAAAGAUUUAGUUAAAAUUGAAAGCUAUAACAAAGACUUAUCCUACUUUAGCAUGCGCAAUAAUGUGGCCAAGGUACACCGAAAUCUCAACAAAUUCUUGAAAGAAUAUAAACAACAAUUAGAAGAAAAAAUCGCUCCCGUAUUCCAAAUGAAAGAAUCUAUAAUCAACAAAGACUUUAAUCUUCAGAACGGUCAUAGCACUUCCGAAACUUAUGUCAGAGAUAUUGAUACUUAUUUAGCUGCUUCGAAUUUAAAGGAAAACUAUAUGACCUCAUUUGAUUCAAGUUCAUCUGCUCUUUUACAAAAACUUUCACAUUUAUAUAGAAAGUCGCGCAAAGUAGUUAAAGAUACUUUAACAAAUCAUAGGUAUUCUCAGCUCCUCGACACACUCGAUAAUGUUUUACAGCAGCAAUUAGAACAUUGUAAUGAUUUACGUCAGCUUUCAGUCGAUCGGGGAAAGGAGCGUUCGAAACAAGUUUUAGAAGCGAAACAAAUUCUUCAACGAAAGCGUAAAGCUUUAAGUGAUUUCUUCAAAUUGCUUACCCUCCUCGGUAUUAACUACAAGACGGGCCUAGCGAAAUUGUCGUUAAUAAAAGAAAAUGACGAAUUUGAAAAUUAUCAAAUACCGCCCUUCUGCUUAGAAACAAUUACGAGCGAUUUUUGCACGCAGAACUUGAAUCUUAGUUUCGCUAAAGCAAUUUUUAAAUUGAAAAUUUUGCUAAGCAUAAUGUUGACGCCACUUAGUGAGUUGGGUUUACCGAACAUAGAUCGUAUUAAAGGUUUUGCCGUCCAGAUGUUUCUAUUAGUGCAAAAGCAACGCAAUAGCUUGGCGAGAGGAUGCAAGGAAUUGUAUGAUUUCAAAUGUCAACUACAGAAUAUGAAAAGUAUCGCCUUAAUUGUAAAGACAUCUACGAUGAGUGACGAAAAUCUGCAAUUCGUUAAGUAUCAAAAUACCUACGAAAACUUGACACAAUCAUUUGUUCAUAUAUCUUAUGUUUUGGAACAAUUCAAAUUACUAAUCAAUUGUUUGCCAUCGAAAGAUAUUUCAGCGAAUCGUUUAUCCACAAAUUUAAAUAACUUGUUAACGAAAGACUCUUCAAAUUUUGCAAACUUAAAGAGAUUAAGCGAUGAAAUUCUUUCUACAAGUCAAUCUACUUUAAAAGAAAUGCAAGAAAAAUAUUCCGAAUUUUUGAAUCCCAAUCACUUAAAUGACUUCAUUAUUAGGCAUGAGCAAGUGAAGGGAUUAUUAGGAAAUAUCUUAGAUCAAUUAAAAAUAUCUUCAAGUGAUUAUUUACCUUUGGCUAAACCUUUACUGCAGUUACGGCAACAGAUCGGAGAAAUGUUCCGCCCGUCGAAUAUCAAUAGCCCGUCAUUCACGGAAAAUGAUUUUGAAAAUUUUGAACAAGAAUUGGAAAAUAUUAUUCGUUCUGCGUUGAGUUCUUUGGAAAAACUCUAUAAAAAAUCCUGCUCAGAGGAUAUCAAUAAAGCAAGUCAAGAUAUUAAAGAGCAAGAAGAAGAAGAAGAACUGAAUGAUCUUGAAGAAAAUCAUUUGAAAGAGCAUCUUAGUGAGGAUUUGCUAAACAAUUGGAAAAUUUUAAAUCUGAGUGAAUUGAAUGAAAAACUUGCCCAUGCCUUAUUAUUGAUAAAGUCUUCCUCUUUUCCGACUAAAAUACUUCACGUCAAAAAAUUAAUUUCAAUAAUACCCAUACUCGAGCAAUUUCAAUUGAUGGCUAAUUAUCAAUUCACUCAACAAAUCUAUACUCAUAAGUUGUCGGCGAAAAUAUUGUCGAUUAUGUUAAGUGUCUUUGUCGAAAUUGGUACAAAAGGUUUUUGUACACCACCUGAUCUUAUGCGAGAUGCUGAAGUAGAGAAUAAGCAAGAUGGACAACAGCAACAGGGUGAAAAGUUUGGCUUAGAAGAUGGUACGGGUGAGAAAGAUGCAUCCAAUAAAAUCGAAUCUGAAGAUCAAUUGGAAGAUGCUAAACGUCCUGAAGAUCGCAAAGAAGAGAAAGAUAACGAGCAGUCGGAUUGUAAGGAAGAGAAGGGUAUAGAUGUCAGUGAAGAUUUCGAUGGUAAUAUGCAAGAUUUGGAAAAACCUGAGAACGAGGAUGACGAUAGUGGUGAGUCAGAGACAGAGGAAGACGUUAAUAAGGAAAUGGGCGAAACCGAGGCUGGCGCUGAAAAGCUAGAUGAUCAAAUAUGGGGUGACGAUGAAGAAGAGGAAGAAAAAGAACAGGAAGAACACGACUUAAACGAAGAGGAGCAAGGCAAAGGUUCCAAAGAUGAAAAAGAUACACAUAAUGAUUUAAAUACAGAAAAUGAAGCUUUACCUGAAGAUACUAAGGAUCAGCAAAAUCAGGAGUGCCUAGAUGCCACCAAUGAAGAUAAAAGAAAAGAAAAGGAAAGAGAUAUAACCGACAUGAAAGAACCCGAAGUCAGUGAAGAACAAGAUAAUCCUUACCAUAAUGAAUUAGAAGAUCCUCCGGAAGCGGAAGAAAUGGAUUUGGGUGACUUAAAUGCCAAUGAAGAAAAUGAUAAAGAUAAUGAAGCCGAUGACCAGUUGAGGGAAGAAAACCCUUUCGAAAUCGAUAAAAUGAAAGAAAACAUGCCAACGAAAGACCAAGAAGAUGACGAACAAGAAACGGGGAACAACGAAAAUAAAGACGUAGACAAUGAAAACGUGAGCAGUGAUUCCGAGGAGGAGGCUGAAGAUGGGCAAAUGCAGCGGGAAAAAAUUGACGAUCAGGAGGAGGAAAUCGAAAACAAAACCGAAGAAAUGGAAGAAGAACAGCCUGUAGAAGAAAGUAAUCUACAAAAACGUGCGGCGAUAGAAGAAAACCCAGAGGAGGGCCACGAAGAAGAACAAGAGUCUCAAAAAGAUGAUUUAAAGGAAAAUUAUGAACAAUCGAUAGAUAAACGAAGUGAAGAAGAUAACAUACAAUCGGUCCCCGAAAUGGAAAACAAUCGAACAGCCGAUGAAGUUCAAACGCCAGAGAAUGAGAAAAACAUAAAGCAAGACCAAAAGCUAGAUGAGCAGCAAACGGGCGAAGAAAAGGACGGCGUAGGACAAGCUGAAACUGAGAAUAACGAUGGUGGUCAUCAAGGCAUUGCCGAGACGAAUGAGAUGACAGUUCAGGAAGAAUGUCAAAAUGAAAAACAAACUCAAGAAAAACGAAAACAGGGAUGCACUAACGAAGAGAGGACGCUUGGCGAAGCUGAAAAGAAUAAAAUCAAACAAUUGAAAACCAUUGAAAAAUUAGAUGAACAGAAGCAAAACGAUGAGGCUGACGAUGAUCACAAUGAACCUCCAGAGGCUGAUGAAUAUCAACAUGUCAAAGAACCAAAGAAUAGUGACAAAAUUACUUUAGAUAAUGCCACCGAAGAGCAAUCAAAGAAGUCGCAACAUGUUGAGAAUGAAAAGGAUGAUCAUGAGGAAGAUAAUAAUUCAGAAAUAAUUGACGGUUUAAUGGACAUUGACGAGGAUCAUGAAGAAAAUGAACAAAAUAAUCUACAAGAAAUAUCGCCUGAUAGAUUAGAUAAGAAAUCGGAUAAACCUUCGAAAAAUGAGAAAAACGGAGAGCAAAUCGAAACAACUGAACGUAUGGAAGUUGAGGGUGAUAUAGUGGAAACGUUGACAGCAACGCGUAGUGACGAGACGACAGCACAUUGCAAUCAAGAACUACUGCAAGAGAGUAAUUCGUAUGCGGAAGAUAUGACCACAGCUGAAUUAUUAAAAAUAAGAAAUAUGUAUCAACAAGAGGCGAGCGUACCGAAAUCGAUUUUACCAAUUAACGAGGACUGUGAAAAUUGGCACACCAUCUCAAACCGUAUGGCUCAAAACGCUCGCGAUCUUUGCGAGCAAUUACGCCUAAUCUUAGAGCCCACAAAGUGUACGCGUUUGAAAGGUGAUUAUCGCACGGGGCGUCGCAUAAAUAUGAAGAAAAUUAUACCGUAUAUAGCGUCGCAAUUUCGCAAAGAUAAAAUCUGGUUAAGGCGUACUAAACCCGCCCAACGUGAUUAUAAAAUUACUAUCGCCAUCGAUGAUUCCAAAUCAAUGCAUCAUAACAAUUCGAAAAUGUUGACAUUAGAAGCGAUAUCUUUAGUUGCGCAAGCGUUAACUUUAUUAGAAAGUGGACGUUUAAGUGUUCUAUCAUUUGGAGAGAGGCCGCAAAUUCUACUGAAUCAUACGGAACAGUUCGAUGGAGCAAAAUUAGUCAAUCAUUUGAACUUCUCGCAAGAUAAAACAAAAAUUGCUGAACUUUUAGAUUUUAUACGAGUCAUUAUAGGGGAGGAAUGUUGUACGAGUUCAGAUAAUGGUAUCUUUGAGAAUCUUUUGCUAAUAUUAAGCGAUGGCCGCAACAUAUUUAGCGAAGGAAAAACAAAGGUUAAAAAUUCCAUUAAAUUGGCUCGUUUACAGCGUGUAUUCCUGGUUUACAUUAUAAUUGAUAAUCCGGAAAAUAAGAAUUCAAUAUUGGAUAUACAAACCAUGGAAAUGCUUCCUGAUAAAAAAAUUAAUAUAAAAUCGUAUUUAGAUGAUUUCCCAUUUCCUUAUUAUGUGAUCGUAAGAGAUCUUAAUCAAUUGCCUUUAGUUUUAAGUGAAGCAAUGCGUCAAUGGUUUGAAUUGGUUAAUCAAUUCAAUUGAUAUUGAAUAAAAUAAGAUUUUAAAGAAUUUAUAUUAAACUACAAUACUGUUUG
This is a messenger RNA of Glossina fuscipes, 16869 nucleotides long. Its product is annotated as midasin. Gene Ontology annotation, molecular function: ATP hydrolysis activity; ATP binding. Gene Ontology annotation, biological process: ribosomal large subunit assembly; rRNA processing. The coding region runs from base 26 to 16816 and encodes 5596 amino acids. The record is from RefSeq and is a predicted model, not a curated record. Gene Ontology annotation, cellular component: nucleus; preribosome, large subunit precursor. NCBI's taxonomy places the organism in Eukaryota, Metazoa, Arthropoda, Insecta, Diptera, Glossinidae. The transcript is spliced from 13 exons.